AUGCCAUGGAGGAAGGCUGGGACUUCACCAAACUGAACGACGAGGAAUACGAGGAGUUUUGUGUCUACAUUGUCCAGGACAGGCAGUGCGAGGAUGUGUGCCACAAUCGCGCUCAGGCAUCUUUACCACGAAACCUCACUCUGAGGCCGUCCCUCAUUAACACAGAC
Messenger RNA from Candidula unifasciata, 167 nucleotides. The record is from the annotation of a GenBank genome assembly. Lineage: Eukaryota; Metazoa; Mollusca; Gastropoda; Stylommatophora; Geomitridae.